Messenger RNA from Arachis ipaensis, 1517 nucleotides. RefSeq names its product GDSL esterase/lipase EXL3-like. Lineage: Eukaryota; Viridiplantae; Streptophyta; Magnoliopsida; Fabales; Fabaceae. Gene Ontology annotation, biological process: lipid metabolic process. Gene Ontology annotation, cellular component: extracellular region. Gene Ontology annotation, molecular function: lipase activity. The record is from RefSeq and is a predicted model, not a curated record.
AAUUUCCAACGUUAAGUACAAAAAUAUUGCAGCUACAUACAGUUACUGCAACUUAUUAGUAAGUAUAGUACAAAACAGUAAUAACUUACAGAAUGGUUCUUUCUAUAAAUAAGAACAACCUGUUUCCUUCACCACCUUGUUCAGUUUGUCACUUAUUGCUUCUUUUAGUUAUUAUUCCCUUAAGAACAUUGGGUCUUGUGAGAUUGCCACCAAAUGUUACUAUUCCUGCAGUGUUUGUGUUCGGAGAUUCCAUAAUGGAUACUGGAAACAACAACAACAACUUGAAAACGGAAGCAAGGUGCAAUUUCCCACCAUAUGGAGAAGAUCUUGAAGGUGGAGGAAUGCCUACCGGAAGGUUUAGCAAUGGAAAGGUUCCAUCAGAUUUUGUAGUUGAAGAAUUAGGCAUAAAAGAGCUUCUACCAGCAUAUUUGGAUCCAAAUCUACAACCCACUGAUCUUGUCACCGGUGUCUGCUUUGCAUCCGGUGGCGCCGGCUAUGAUCCCUUAACGUCAAAACUUGCGUCAGCGAUACAUUUUGACUCUCAAAUAGAAAUGUUCAAAGAUUACAUAGGAAAGUUAAGAGGGGUGGUUGGAGAAGAGAGAGCAGAGUACAUAAUAGAGAACAGCCUUUAUCUUGUUGUCAUGGGCAGUAAUGACAUUUCCAACACAUACUUCUUGUCACAUGUUAGACAGUUGGAAUAUGAUGUCCCUGCUUACACUGAUCUAUUGCUCCGCUUAGCCUCUACUUACUUUAAGGAAAUAUAUGAACUUGGGGCAAGGAGAAUAGGAGUAUUCAGCACUCCCCCAAUUGGGUGCGUACCGUUUCAGAGAACAGUGGCUGGAGGAAUAACAAGACAGUGUGUGGAUAAGAUAAAUGAUGCAUGCAAGUUAUUUAACGCCAAACUGCCAAAUGCAUUGGAUUCCCUCAACAGGAAUCUGCCAGAUUCCAGAUUUGUAUUUAUUGAUGUCUACAACCCUUUACUUGACGUUAUUGUCAACUACCCAAAAUAUGGGUAUAAAGUUGAAGACAGAGGGUGCUGUGGCACAGGCAAAAUAGAAGUUACGUUUUUAUGCACGCAGUUGCAACCAACUUGUCCCAACGUUUUGGAUCAUGUUUUUUGGGACAGUUUUCACCCGACGCAAUCUGUUUACAAAAAGCUCGUCGCCUCUGUUCUACAAAAAUACAUACAGCCUCUUUCCGUGUGACAAUCCACCUUCAUUCUUGAUUUCAUUAUUAAUAUGGAUGCUUUUUCUCCAGCUGCCAUAUAGAUUGAAAAUGUAUCUACUUAUUAUAUGCAUGAGGAAACUCUUAAUUACGGUCCCAUAAUUGAGUUAUUUUUUGGGUUUUAGAAAAUGAUAGGAAGACGGAAACAUGUUAAACUAAACACAAUUUUAGAAGACUAGAAUAUUUUCAAGACUUGUUAUAUAUUCUGUUUAAUAGGUCACUUGACAGUUAUAAAUGCUUUUUCAGAUGCAGAGAUAUGGAAUAAGAGAGAAUCUAAAAUUACACUUCAACUA